Folsomia candida is the source of this 1273-nucleotide messenger RNA. RefSeq lists its product as uncharacterized. Bases 179 to 997 code for a protein of 272 amino acids. The transcript has 5 exons. The record is from RefSeq and is a predicted model, not a curated record. NCBI's taxonomy places the organism in Eukaryota, Metazoa, Arthropoda, Collembola, Entomobryomorpha, Isotomidae.
GCGUCUCAGCUCAGUCGGAUUCUUCACCUCGUGCUCUACACACGACUUUUUUCGUCUCUCUCUCACCGGAAAAUAAAAUAAAUUUUCAACCAGUUUUUUUCUGUACCGCGAGUCAAGACAGAACGGAAAGGAAGUCUCGGUCAUCCAAGGUCUCGUAAAGGAUUAUUCAAAUUUUAUAAUGUCGCAGAAGGCCGAAGAAGUCAAAGGUGCUGGAGCGAAUGUUGCGAAGAGCGAUGGGUGCAAGGCACAGGAAGAAAUAAAGCCAUACCCAGGUUGUUGGGUUGACGAUGAGUUUAGGAAUCAAAUGAGAGGUAGAAGAGGAGGUCGCGGAGGGGAUUGGAAGCCACGAGGCGGUCGCGGUCAAUAUCAAGGAUCAAAUGGCGGUCGCGGUCAGUAUGUAGAAUCUUAUGGCGGAGUUCGUUAUUACGAAAGAUCCGGAAGAAACCAAACCAGCGACAGUCAGGUCGCUAAGGAGGCCAGUAAAGCACCAAACAACAGGAGGUACAAUGGACGUCGAUCACCAUUCGGGGCCAGAAAGGGACAAGCCAAUACUACUGGUGUACAUAAGAAGGGUGAGGCACAGCGGAUUGCGAAAAAAGUAUCAGUGGGAGGAUCGCAGGAAGCUACGGAUGAAGAAGGGCCAAAAAAGCUUCUCGUCCUGUUAAUGGAUUGUGUACUUCCUAAUGAGUUCGACGAUGCGUCGAAGAAAUUGAUGGCUGAAAUGUUGGAAUUGGAGAGUGACACGGAUAAAAUACCGGAGGAGAUGCAGACAUUUGAAGAAGCCGUUGAAACAUUCAAGGCUAGCGUUAGAAAACUUGCUGCUGAGCAUUGCGAGAAUUUAAAGGAAAUCAAUAAACUGACUGCUGCAAAAAUUAGAUCGGAUUGCAGCACCACCGUGCGAUGGGUCAAGCAGUCGCUUCGAAAUGCGUAUGCAGCAUCGCGCUUGGAAAAUGAUCCCUUGGACCCCCAGCAACUGUUUCCUGCUAAAGGCAAAUGAACAUCGCCUAGUAAUUAAUAUAUAAUGUAACACUACACUAUGAUAAUGUAUAUCAUUGGCUAAUGAGCUGUUUGUAAUUUAAUUUGUAAUUGAGUGUAGUUGCGAAUGCAAGUGUAUCUUGCAAAAUGAAAUUCAUUGAUUGAUUUUAUGUAUCUUUUAAUCAGGGUAGUUGAACUUGUUUUUAUUUUACAGCUAAUUUGUUAUAAAUUAGAAACCAGUUUGUAUUAACUGAAAUUUACAGAAAGUUUAAUAAAGGAUUAUGUACUUGAAUUGUAA